Macadamia integrifolia is the source of this 1762-nucleotide messenger RNA. RefSeq lists its product as uncharacterized. NCBI's taxonomy places the organism in Eukaryota, Viridiplantae, Streptophyta, Magnoliopsida, Proteales, Proteaceae. The record is from RefSeq and is a predicted model, not a curated record. The transcript has 3 exons. The coding region runs from base 89 to 1585 and encodes 498 amino acids.
CUAAAAUUAUAUAUGGGUCUUUUAUAUGGAUGUAGAGGAAGGGAAGGACCAAGAAAUUAGGAACAGAUUCUCUAAGAGAGUUGCUUGAAUGAAUCAUCAAUCAACAAUGGCUUCCCAAGAAGGAUCGUCACAGAUCAUCAGCCUGAAGGUUCUGAUCGACAAGAAGAACAACAGAGUAGUAAUGGCUGAAGCUGAGAGUGACUUUGUGGACAUUCUUUUCAACUUCUUGACUAUGCCCAUGGGAACCAUAGUGAGACUCAUCAGCAAACAUCCAGAGCCUGCCACUAUUGGAUCCUUGACCAGUCUAUACAAAGAGGUGGAGAAUCUUGAGGAGCAGCUUCUGCAGAGUCACGUAUGCAAGUCCAUGUUACUUCAUCCAAGGAAUCCUUCUGAAACUCGGUGCGGGAAACUGAAACUGAACAUUGAUGAUACGAAGGCCAAGUACUAUACUUGUGCUGAUUGGAUCAAUUGCUGCCGGCGUAGCUGUGGUUAUUAUAGUACUUUUAAGAAUGUUGCAUGCAAUAAUUGCUGGAAAGUGAUGGACAAGGUGAUAUACAUGGAAAAAGAAGAUCCCGAAGGUGAUGGAGGAGUGUUUGUUUGUGGACUGACCAAGUUCAUGGUAACCGAUGAUUUACAUGUAGAGCCCAUGUCUCCGGCUACUAUGUUGACACUGUUGCAGAGACUUGGGAUCAAAGAAAGGAGUUCAAUCCAAGAGAACACACUGAGUAUUGGCUCAGAGGAGAUUCUGAAUCUGCUGAAGGGAUCAUUAUUUUCGAAGACACCUCUAACAGAUGUUUUUCUUAGAAAGCGAGGAUUUACAUCUGAAGCCCUAAAAUUUGAUAUAGGAGAUGCAUUGCAGUCAAAGAGUAGUGGAAGUACUUUAUUCAGAUUUCCACGAGAUAUGAGUAUGAAGUUAACGAUGAGUAAGUCAAUGAACAAAGCAUCAUAUGCUGAAGCUGGCGAAGACAUGGGUAACUUUCUCCUCAGCUUCCUUACCUUGCCUCUUGGAUCCAUUUUACAACUCUUGGAUGGGAAUUCGUCACUGGGAUCCAUGGACAAUCUGUACAAGAGUGUGGAAUGUUCAAAAGUUACAAGGGAUGAUAGUCUAAGGGACCUGUUGCUGCACCCAGGCUUGUGCCAUGGUUCCUACAAUCCACUAGGAGUAAAUGAAACUAAUAUGCCUAAUUACUUGUGGUGUACAAGUUAUGAAAAUCCACAGAAUAAAGAUAAGCCUUACACUGUCUACCUGACUACUGAGCAGCAAUCUAAUCGUGGUUGUACAAAUGAAUAUUGUUAUCGAUUACGUUGUAAGUCUCCAACAACUGAAACAACAGGCCGAGGAUUCCUCAAGGGGCCAUCGACUUUCAUGGUGACAGACAAUUUGGGUUUCACUCCACUAGUCUCAAUGUGGAGUCUCUCUCUUCUUAAAAUCAUGGAGGGUCCCCUAGAUGACUUGGAGGUUCGGAUGGUUAGCGUCGGCGAGGAGCAGGCUUUGAAGCUAUUGAAGGCUACUCUCUUAACCAAAUCGGUACUGACUGAUGUCUUCGUUAACAUUGGCCUAAAGACUCCCAAGCAAGAAAAGUAAAAACCCUUAUAAGGACAUCAUGGGAUUUAAAAUAGCCUUUAUUGAGUUCAGUGACCUUAAUUUGUGUGGGUCGUUUUAUUUAUUAGUUUGCUUAUAAGAUGUGGACUUGUGUUUGGCAUCGAUGUUUCCCUUAUAGAACAACAUAUUAGUCUAUCGCAUUUCUGUAUUUUGUAUUUA